Halichondria panicea is the source of this 5229-nucleotide messenger RNA. Its product is annotated as NACHT, LRR and PYD domains-containing protein 12-like. The transcript is spliced from 8 exons. Bases 1 to 1590 code for a protein of 529 amino acids. The record is from RefSeq and is a predicted model, not a curated record. Lineage: Eukaryota; Metazoa; Porifera; Demospongiae; Suberitida; Halichondriidae.
AUGGAUAAAUUCAUUGCUAGCAUUCGUCGAAAGUACAAAGAGAGACUCUUGAAUCGCCAAAAUCAAUGGCCACCAGUUAGAGGGGACAAGCUGAUAAACUUACAGUUAGUGGAGGCUGAAAAAGAAGAAGGAUUUAGAGCUGGCUUGCCACAACAUGGUGCACCUGAUGAUAAGGUCAAGCGUACUCCAAUUCUCCAUGGUGACCUUUUCAAAGUUGAAAAAGGCAGGAAACCAGUGAGAAAGCUCAUCGUUGAAGGCAAUGCUGGGAUUGGUAAAACCACACUGUGUACCAUGCUUGCUGAGGGAUGGGCAGAGGGCAAUAUCCUAAAACGCUUUGACUGUGUUCUGUUGCUUCCACUAAGAGAAAAUCGAGUAUCUUCAGCCACAAGUCUUGCUGAACUGUUCAAACUUCUCCACUCCAGUGAGAGGAUCUGUGCAUCUGUUAUAGAGGAGUUGGAGGAUAGAGAGGGAGAAGGUGUCCUCAUCAUAGCUGAUGGCUGGGACGAACUCAGUGAUGAAAACCAGUCCAAAGUGUCCUUUUUAUACAACCUUGUUUUUGGUGAUGUUCUUCCAUUUGCUUCUGUUCUCCUCACCUCACGACCUUCUGCUUCAGCUCCUCUUCACGACCUUCCUUCUGUGGACCGUUUGGUUGAGGUAGUUGGUUUUAACGAGGAAAAUAUCAAGCAGUACAUAAAAUCAGAGUUUGAGCAAUUCCCAGAGAAAGCUUCUUCUCUUAUCGAGCAGCUUGAGAACAACCCAGUCAUUCAGAGUGUGUGUUCUGUGCCCCUCAAUUGUGGCAUUGUUUGUAACUUGUGGCAUAUUUUAGACCAAAAGCUUCCUCAUACGUUAACUGAGCUGUACACUCAAAUCGUUCUUAACAUUAUCCUUCGCAAUAUCCAAAAACAUUUUCCUGAUUGUCCUAUUGGCCUCAAUAGUUUUGAUGAGAUUCCGAAAGAUCUACAAGACACGUUCUGGUUGAUCUGUGAGUUUGCCUACGAAUGCUUGUUACUUGAUCAGCUGGUUUUCUCAGAAGCUGAAUUGUCCUCUCACUUACCCGAAGUUGGUGACAAAUUGCAGUGCUUUGGUCUGUUGCAGUCUGCACUAUCACUUCUACCUGGUGGUCACGGUCUGUCUUUUCACUUUGCUCACCUGACCAUCCAGGAGUUUCUGGCUGCCCUCCAUCUUGCUACUCUACCCAAUAAAGAGAAACUGAGGAUUGUUAAGGCUCGUGCUGACAGUAGCCGGUUUGACAUGGUGUGGAGAUUUAUGUUUGGUCUUGCUAGUAAACACAAUGGUAGUCAUAGUGAUAAAAUCAUCUGUUUAAAUGAUAGUUUGAUGGAUCAAUUUCUGGUAGUUGUAAAGCAAAAUAAUCCAGCGCCCUUCUUUUGUCAUGUAGCAUUCGAAGUUUCCAAUCCUGGCUUUGCUAUUAAAAUUUGUGAAUUGGUUGGUCAAUAUGAAUUAAUCAGUUCCUGGGACGGCCCUUUUGACUAUGAAGCUUGUUUCUAUAUCCUUCGUCACAUGACGCAAUGUGAUGAUAUGGAAAUCAGAAUAGGUAAUUGUGCAUUCGAGAUAAGUUGCUUACGGAACUAACAAACAUACUUUCAAAGGCUGAAGAUAGACUUCAAGUCCGACAGUUAUCCCUCAGGCAGACUAAGUUGUCUGACAAAAGUGUCUCUGAUCUAUUCAAGAGAGCCUCAGCAGCCUUUACAACAUUAGACCACCUCUCGUUGUAUAAUAAUAACUUCACUGACGUCAUGUCUUCCAUUCAUGCACACAUCUUGUACGAGCCUCACAACACUGUACUUAUCUCACAAUCCUCUUGGAGUGUCUGGCAUGCAGUCAUUAGAGACAGCUGUACAGUCUGGUGCUCUUAUCAACCUGUUGGAACUGGGGCUCUCCAAUACCCUCACUGAUGAUGCUGACGUCAAUGAAGCUCUACUGACAACCCUCUUACAGUCCAUUGCCUCUCACUGUGCUGACCUGGAAUACUUGGACCUCUCUUGUAACAAUUUUGGUUUAAUUUCAUCAGUUGUGGAAAACAUUUCGUUACGAUUGCGUCACGUAGAUUUAUCGGCUACCCAUCCUACCACUUCAUUUCACCCAGAAUCUCAAUACACAAUCACUUGUGAGAUGUUGAAUCUCUACCUAAAAUGCUUAACAAGUUUGUACUUGACUGGCUCUAAUUUCAGUGGAAUGGCUAGAACUCUUUUAUUGGCAAUGUUUCUUCAAGCAUUUCAAUCACUAGAAAAACUUAUCUGCUUUGACUGUUGUUCUCUCACCUCUGCCGACAUCAUAAUGGUUAUCCACCAUCUCAAGUCUGCUAAUGUAAUAUGUAAGAAUUUAAAUGAAUUGGAUCUCAGAGACAACUGCAUUGAUGAUGAUGGAGUAAUAGCUCUUACUGAGUGUCUACCAGAGCUGUUCCCUAGUUUGAAGGUUUUCGGUACCGCGAACCAUUGUGACAUUGAUCUCUGUGGUAAUCCUGUGAGCAAAGAGUUGAUACAUAUGUGCAACGAAAACUUGGAGGCCUUUGAAGAAUCACGAAAAACUGCAGUGCUAAAUGAGUGGGAGAGAACGUGUUUACCUCCACAAAAUAGAGAGAUAACCCGUGUUUUCUACAAACUGUGGGAUACGUUACUGUCAAAAAUGGUUGAGAUGGCUGAACUAUUUGACAUCGACCAAACUGACGAUGCACUGGACACUAUUAGUGACGAUGCCAAUUACAAAAUCUUCUUUCCAGACUCUCUUGCCCGUAACCUAAAUUCUCCUCAGGCUACAGAACCACUCAAUGAUGAGCCUAUACCUCCCCUACAGUACAGUCCACUAGAAUAACAGAGCAAGAGGUAACAAACUUUGCUGUAUUAGUUGCUGACUCUAGUAAAGAUGAGAGAGUUACAUCACCCCUCCCACCUUCAUCUCCAAAAGCAACUCAAGCCAGUUCAGAGUUGACUCCUGGUGUUUUGAACAAGGAGCUCAAUUAAGACACUCACAAAAUCAAUACUGUUUGGGGUCAGUUUGGGCAUUCCUCAACACCGACUGGAGGUCAUCCAGCAAGACAAUCGAUUUGAUACCAAAGGUCAGAAGAUUGCCCUGUUCCAGUUCAUUGCCAAAAACUACAUGAGUCUAAGAAUAACUUGGAGCAUUAUUGCCGACGCUCUACGUGACAUUGAUUAUGGGGACUUGUCAACAGCUAUUAGGGAGAAAUACUGCACUAGUAUGUAACUUUGUUUGUAUGAUGUACGUAUCCUUGUUGUGAUGGAGUUUCUCCUUAUAGGGACACAAAUAUUGCCUACAAAAAUUGCAGUUUGUUAAAACCUUGUUCAGUGUGUUAUUUUUUCUACACCUGGAAGAUUAUUUAUACUCAUUCAAUUUAUCAUGCACAUGCUAUAGAUUAGUGACAGUGGUCACACAGAGGAGGUCCGACAUGCGUGCACGAAUCACUACAAGUUCAGUGCAUUUAGCCAGGACGUUAUCACGUGACCACACAUGACAUCAGUGCACUGAACUUGUAGUGAUUCGUGCACACAUAACGAAUCUCAGUGCAUUUAGCCAGGACAUUGUCAUGCGACCACAAUGACAUCAACGCACUGAACUUGUAGUGAUUUGUGCACGCAUCCUCUGGUGGUCACGAGAUAUGUCAGUGGACCUUACCACAGUUUCUAAGAUGUUUGGUUAUUAAUACUGAACAACCCUUUUACAAAAGCCUGAACAAGGUCUUGCUUUCACUGAGUUCUACUUGUGGAAAUUAGCUGUGCCGAGGGUUUGAGCCUCUUUAGUAUGGGGUACCGUUUGUGUCAAAAUCCAAAAAGAGUCGAUGCAGAGUCUGAGUCAAUAUUAUGAAUGAAAGAGUCAAUAUUACCUUAAGGUGACAUAUUUUCACAGGUAGAUUUGUUUGCGUUUUUACAGUUUUGUACAUUUUGCGGUAUAAUAUUUUGCGAAAUGUCGAUCUGGAUACAUUAAACAAGAGGGCGGCCAAUUAUUUGCGAGUAUUAAUUUUUGCGAUUUUACUCUCAUUCGCAGAAAUAGCAGAAAUUAAUACACGCGAAAAUAUGUCACCUUAAGGUAUAAAUAAGUCGAUGUUUACUAAACAUUAACAUUAGAGUAGGCCUAUUUUCUGUAUUUUGUAGUAAGUCGACCUUUACUAAUAUGAUUUAAUUUCAAUUUAACGGUAAAUUGGAAAGCAUGUGGAGAGUGUAGGAAGCUGGAGCCGUGGUGUGCUACACAGAACAGACUGGAGAAACCCAAUGAGUGACCUUAAUGAACUAAGGUCAGCCUUCCCUGUGCAGCACCACUCCUCCUAGCCCUAGCCCUACACUGACUCGACUCUCCAGUUUACCGUUAAAUUGAAAUUAGUAAAGGUCGACUUACUACAAACACAGAAUACUAAAUUAUUAUGGUAAACAUCGACUCCUUUGUAACGCCCUCUUUUGUAACGGCGUCGACCCUUUGACUUCAUUUCAUAACAUCGACUCAUUUUAAUUUUGACACAAACGGCAAAACAUCGACCUUUAUGACGUCGACUCUUGGUAAACAUCGACUCCUUUAGACCUUUAUGACGUCGACUCUUGGUAAACAUCGACUCCUUUAGACCUUUAUGAUGUCAACUCUUGGUAAACAUUGACCUUUAUAACGUUGACUCCAUUUCAUAGACUCUUUUUGGAUUUUGACACAAACGGCACCCCAUCCAUACCUUAGGGUAGCACUGUUUGGUGGUAUUUGACGUCUGUCUUUUGUAUAUGGUUGGCCUCAACUCCAAACCUGUGUAUAUAGUGACUAUAUACCUAUAUCCAAACCCAUGGCCAGUGACGUAGGCAGAGGGGGGUUCACGGGGCUAGAGCCCCCUCCCCCGGUUUUAUGCUCCAUCAACUGCAACUAAUAUAGCUUGAAUCGUAUACAUAGUUACUAGAAUGAUGUCAUGUAGGCAGGGCCAUCUGAUGCGCAUACUUACUGCUGAGGAAAAGUGAUGCCCUUUUUUUAGAAUCUAGCCCUGCCCUUCACAAAAUCCUGGCUACGCCACUGAUGGCUAUACAGGGCUAUACCUCAGCCGGUGACUUUACGUACAAUGUCAGUUUCUACGUAAUAGUUAUAUACUACAUGGAAAUGAGUGCCAUAUGCAUGCAUAAGCAGUUUAUUGGUCAGGUAGUAUAGUCAGGGGCGUAGGCAGGAAUUUGAGGAAGGGGGGGCUGAGCUGUUACGCGCCAGAAACUACUUGGCGCGGAGCGCCAAAAUUUU